Amphiprion ocellaris (clown anemonefish) is the source of this 1117-nucleotide messenger RNA. Its product is annotated as serine/arginine-rich splicing factor 7. The transcript has 5 exons. Gene Ontology annotation, molecular function: RNA binding. The annotation marks the transcript as partial. Gene Ontology annotation, biological process: mRNA splicing, via spliceosome. Gene Ontology annotation, cellular component: nuclear speck. The record is from RefSeq and is a predicted model, not a curated record. Lineage: Eukaryota; Metazoa; Chordata; Actinopteri; Pomacentridae.
GAUACACCUGUACCUUUGUGUUCAGUGUUGUACCUGUCCUCCUCACCUGUCCUACUGUCCUCUGCAAAGACCAAGGUGUACGUGGGAAACCUGGGAACGGAGGCAGGUAAAGGAGAGCUGGAGUGGGCCUUGGGGUUCUAUGGGCCCCUCAGAACCGUCUGGAUCGCCAGGAACCCUCCAGGUUUCACCUUCGUGGAGUUUGAAGAUUCUGGAGACGCCGACGACGCUGUUAGAGGUUUGGAUGGAAAGGCGAUCCUCGGCAGUCGGGUUGGGGUCCAGCUCUGCAGCGGGACGCCUCGUCGUUCUCGGUUCGACCGUUGGACCCCAGCGAUAAAUAAACGCUACGAGGCCGGAGACAACGGUCGCUCCGCCUACGACUGUCACCGCUACAGUGGGCGGAGCUGGAGGAGCAGGUCUCAUAAUGGUUCCUGUGAGACUCUUGAAGGUUGUAGACCAUCAUUCAUCCGCCCCAAAAUACCGACGACUUCUAGAGUAACGCUUCUGUCAGGUCUCAGUCAGUGCCAUCAUCUGUAGAAAGGUUCUAGAUUGCCUAGAUCUACUAGACCGAGUCCACAGAGGGACGACCAGGUCCACAGAGGGACGACCAGGUCCACAGAGGGAUGACUGCAAAAGGUCCAGGUCCAGGUCCAGGUCCAGGUCCAGAGGGAGGCGGUUCUCCUGGAGCCAGAGCCAAAGGAGGAGGUCCUGACCCUGGUCCAGGUCCAGGUCCAGGUCCAGGUUCUAGUCCUGGUCCAGGUAACCUUUCUCUCUGUGACAGUCGGUCCUUGGGGAGUCCUGCUGCCGCCGACUGAACCUUCUGUUUCUGAGUUUUUGUAAAAACACACUUUGUUCUGUAGCGUCACACUUCCUCAUGAUUAUUGAUUAUUGAUUAAUUAUUAUUGAUUAAUGAUUGUUGAUUAUUAAUGACUGAUUAUUGAUUACUGAUUGAUGAUUGCUUAGUGAUUAUUGAUUAUUGAUUACUGAUUAUUGAUUACUGACUACUGAUGAUUGAUUACUGAUUAUUGGUUACUGAAUAUUGAUUACUGAUUAUUGGUCCUGAUCAGCAUGUCUGUCUGCAGCUGAUCACCUGAACACUCAAUAAAGAUUUAUACAAGAA